UUCAAGUUCCGAAAUUUUUAUGUAGUUAGCAUGGAUUUUGCUGGAUUUACUUCAAGUCUAAGUUAGAACACCAAAUCUAUCGUAUCCAAAUCCAUCGACCAAGAUCCCAAGAUGUAUUCCGAUCCCGCCCAGGAGACAGUUGCGACGCAGACGGAGGCCCAGCCGAGUCCGAAACCCGUCUGCACGCCGCUGCUCAUGGUGGACGAGGAUGGUCGGAAGCGGUACUGCUACCAUGGUGGAAAGUGCAAGUGCGCCACGUGCGUCAAAAUCCGGGAAGAGCAAGCAGUUAAACUGGACAAGGAACUAUUGUCCUACAUCCCGCAUUCAAAACUGCAUCUUGAAGUUCCCAUUCGGAUGGUGAAACCAAAGCAGUACCGCCUGGAAGCCAGGCGUGCAGCUCCUUGGAUAGCUACAUGGCUACGAGAGGAUCACGAGAGGCUGAGAGCUGAGUAUCCCAUUUACUACCUUCCGGAUAGAUACUUCAGCGACAACUUCUACAUGUUGCCAGGACCUCAGCACAAGGAAACCCAGACGGACAUCCCAAUUGGGCGCUAUGGCAUAGAUGGCUGUCCAUGUCCCGACAAAUCGCUCUGCUACGAUUUGUAAUUGUAAUCCUGGGCAGGUUUCGAUGGGGCAGUGAGGGAAAAUAAAGAUUUCAGAAGGAAA
This is a messenger RNA of Drosophila eugracilis, 666 nucleotides long. RefSeq lists its product as uncharacterized. Bases 112 to 606 code for a protein of 164 amino acids. The transcript has a single exon. Lineage: Eukaryota; Metazoa; Arthropoda; Insecta; Diptera; Drosophilidae. The record is from RefSeq and is a predicted model, not a curated record.